AUGGCGACAUCCGUCCUUCAGCCCGAAGAUUGCCGGCGAGAACAUGAGCCCAAACAUGACAUCGACUCAAGAAGACUCACUGAAGAUGAAAGAAUCGCCAUCUUGGAAAGUAAGGAGCGGGAAACUGGUGAACUUCCACCGGAACUCAGGGAGAGGGCCAGGGUCGAUAUAAGAGAAGAAGCGGCAAUACGAGAACACGCCCUUGCACAAAUGAGGCACUUUAUUGAGAAACAUCCAGCCAUCAAGAAAUGCAGGACUGAUACGCCGUUCUUGCUUCGCUUCCUGCGAACAAAGAAGUACUCCAUUCCACAGGCCUGUUCUAUGCUGGAGAGAUAUCUGACCAUACGCCAGAUGUAUCCCAACUGGUUCCAAAAGCUCGAUCCCCUAGAUCCCAAGAUAGCAGCUAUCAUAGAUGCAGGGUAUCUAGUUCCAUUGCCGAAGAGAGACGCUGAAGGACGGAGAGUCGUUUUAUCAUGCAUGGGCCGUUUCGACCCACACGUUUACGACAAUAAUGUGAUGGCGCGCGUUCACUCCAUGAUAGUGGAACUGCUCCUCGACGAGCCCCGCUCCCAACUGCUAGGUUACACGCACGUUAACGACGAAGCUGGCAUGCAGAUGCCGCACGUCAGUCUCUGGUCGCUCAGCGAUGUGCGGAUCAUGUUAAACUGUAUACAGAAUUCCACUCCUAUGCGUCACAAGCGUACACAUUUCGUCAACAUACCGCAUUACGGCGUUAAGUUCUUCGAAUUUGCGAUAUCUUUGCUCAGCGAUAAACUCAAGGAUAGAGUUAUGUUCCAUCGUACAUCUGAUGAAUUAGUAAAGCACGUCGACCCGUCAAUUUUGCCUAAAGAAUAUGGCGGAACAGUUCCAUUGAGAGACAUGAUCGACGAGCUCAAACGUAAACUUUUAAAACAUAGAGAAGACUUACUCGCUUUGGACGACAUGUUCAUUGAUUUGCAUGUACUCGAAAAAAAUGAUCUGACUCAAGAUAUCCACUCAACUGCCGGUUCAUUCAGAAAAUUAGAACUCGAUUAGAUAUAAAUAUGUAUGUGAUAGCAUUAAGUUAACAUUUAAUCUUAUUUUAAUUAAAUACUCACGAAAAAAUGAAAUUUAAAAUGUAAUUACAUAACUUUUUUUAAUCUGUAAAAGUAUAUCUGGAAGUAUUGUUGGUAGCUUUGUUUUUUAUAUCUCCGAUCUCAUAGUUUUUUUUUUUUUUUUUUAAUAAAUAUCAACAUAUUACGAUUAAACUGUGUAAUUAAAAUCGUAGAAAUUAAUUCGCUUUAAUAAUAAGACCGUAUGUCUUUUAAACUUUUAUAGAAAGUAGUAAAGUAGUGGCAGCCGUCGGUGGUCACGUUACCAGUCUUAAACUGAUGAUAUCAUUGUAAAUAUAUAUUACAAUGAUUAAUUAUAUUAAUUUUUGUUAGCAAAUUCUACUUAGAGGUGCGAUUAAUGACAUGACAACCUGACUGCUGCUUAAACAUUAUUUUUAUAUACUUCCAUGUCUUCUUCCGUUACUAACUUCUGAAGCAGUUAGAUAAUUCUAAGGAUUAAUGAAAUAGGAUAUUCCGUUUUGUGGAAUAAUGUCGUUUUAAUCGAUUAUACAAAACGCUUAAAAUAAAGUAAUAUAGAAAA
Molecule: messenger RNA, 1632 nt
Organism: Melitaea cinxia (Glanville fritillary)
Lineage: Eukaryota; Metazoa; Arthropoda; Insecta; Lepidoptera; Nymphalidae
Product: retinaldehyde-binding protein 1-like
Exons: 5
Coding region: 1-1035 (344 amino acids)
Cellular component (GO): membrane
Molecular function (GO): phosphatidylinositol bisphosphate binding
Source: RefSeq, a predicted model, not a curated record